ACUAUGAUCUAUUACUCCAACACCAGCCUGCUCUUCUCUUUCCUCGACUUUCAAUAGUUACUACAAUUACAAUCACUACAUAACCUUUUCAACUUAUUCUUGACUUCUCAAUUACGGUAUCCUACGCAGUGUAGAAGAGGACUUGUCUCUCGUUUUAAUCUCCUGUCCCACCUGCUGCGUAUAUAAUGCAUGGUUAGAAUAGCCGUAACAACAUGUCACCCUCAACCGCGUCUUCACCUCUCGCUAUGGCACCCGCACACGAAUCCCACGAAUCUCGAUUAUCUUUUAGCUCCCAGAGCAGUAACCCGGACUCCUCCGCCAUGUCCUUCGAAUCCUCUUUCAGAUUAGAGUCUGGCUAUCCCACCCACGACUCUAACUCCGAGAAGCAUCCCAAGGGAAAGCGAAAGAGAACCACUACUCAAGAUAAAGCCAUUCUCGAAGCCGCGUAUAAUUCUAACCCGAAACCCGACAAAGCAGCGCGUCUCGAUAUCGUAAGUCGCGUCUCGCUCAACGAAAAGGAAGUUCAGAUUUGGUUUCAGAACCGCCGCCAAAAUGAUCGUCGAAAAUCGCGUCCACUUUCCCCGCAAGAAAUUGCAGCACUUAGAUAUGGCGGGGGUGUGCAAAUUCUAUCAUCCGAUUCUGCCCCCAUGCCAAUUGCUGCGUCUAGCCUAGCUGUGCAGCCGAUAGACGCGCCAAUUGACGACGAGAAAGCUUCUGAUGUGGAAAGGCUACCCCUCAGCUCCCAGGACGCGACGCCCCAGCACUCCAUCCAGUCUUCUCCGAAGUUUAGUGGUAUAGAUCACCCCCCGGCGGAGAUGAUUGCGAGACCGCCAUCUGUGGGAUCUGAGAAGGCCACGUCGCCGUCGUCCCAGAAAUCUGAUUUAGAGGGCUACUCGUUCUUCCGGACUUCUUCAACAUCAAUCGCACAUUUGUCGACUCGACGAAGCUUCGACAACUCUUUUUCAACCCCCCCUGCCUAUAGACAGACAGGCGACGAAUCCUUCAGACCCGGAUCAUUCUCGUCCUCUUUCAACUCGGCGCUUAGCAGUUCUCCUGGCUCUGUUCUUCCGCCGCCUUCGUCAUCUUCUUCACAGGUUCGCCUGUCCCUUUCCUUGGAUGGAAAAGCCGAGCUGGUUUCGUCUCAGCCAUCGCCACCCUGUCCCGCCCAGAUGCAACUUCCAGGAGAGGCAGAUACAUUGCCUCCGGUUCGUGUGAGCCGGACUCUUCACAGGAGUCGGAGUGCUUUACCCGGCAUUACUUUGCCGCCUAUUUCAACCCUUACUGCUCACCUUCCUCCACAGUUGACCCGAGGUCGAUCACGGGAUGUUCAUGCGUGGGAAUCUUGCUGUGAAGCCGACACACGAGAUGAGUUGACGAAACUAGCUGAGAACGAGUCUUCGGGAUCCGCCGUUGCGGCUAUCAGCCUCCUACGCUCUAGCAGCAGCUCUGCUAGCCUCAGUAACUUGAUUCACAGCCAUAACAGCCCGAACAUACUCCAAUCCAACCCGAACAAACGCAACGCGCCACAGAAUAAGCCUUCUCACCGAGAAGGCACUUCUAAAAAACCGAAGCUUAGCCGUGCCAGUAGUAGCGUCGCACGCAUGCAAACCCUACCACCUGUGUCGCUCAUAGAUACUGCGGCAGCUGUAACUGCAGCGCUGGAUCCGGAGAAGAAGCCCACGAAGGGCUGUCUAUCUGUUAUCCUAAGCCCCGGCGGUGACUCUGAUAAGGAGAACUGGAGCCCGGAUGAAGACGGCAACCCUCAUAUGAGCCAUCGACGAGUCCCACCUUCUCCCAAACCACAUGCACGGUCUCCAAUUAGCAAGAAUCCGCGCCGUGUCGGACGUAUUCUUGGCGAGCAAGAUGCUACGGCCAAGCGUUCACUACUCUUCGGAAAUAGGGCAAAUACGGCGCCUUUGUCGAAGGCACGCGACGCGCUGUCCUUGUCGAUUUUCGAGGAUAAGGAGAACAGCCCAAAGCAUGACAGUGAAGAGGCCGGAAAGUUGGCUCAGGGCGAGCUCAGCCCUAGCAAACGUCCCGAUCUGGAUUGUAUUGCUGGUCUUCUAUCGCUUAGUCAAGGAAACUGGCGAUAAAAUGGUGCCAACCAUGAUCUUCAUGGAGAGCUAGGUUUACUUUUCGACAGAGACUGGAGCUACUACGAGAUAUGUGGUUCGGCGGUUUACUAAAUUUAUUUUCUCCCAGUUUAACUCCCGUGAAAAUUAAGACAUUUCACGUGGAACUUGAAGUUGGCGUUUCGAGGAGAAAAGGGAAAGGGGUUUUGGUUGAUCGGUUUGAACGACGGGAAUGGAAAAGUGCUAUUGGGGGCGCGUGGAGAAUAUCCCGAGCUCCGCGGGUUGUUACGACAUUCGUAGUCUUUUCAUCCCUUCUCUGCAGGCGUACCGUGGGCUAGGUUAGCCGCGUAUAGGAUAUCGGACGGCAGGUGGUUUCGCGAAAGCUUCUUGUUGAGGAAUGAUGGGAGUUUCGUCGGUUUUGGCUAGGCUAUGUUUGUUGUUAUUGUUUCGAUACGACAGGCUAGGUAGCUAUAGGCGACCGGUUUGCUAUGAUUUGCUCGGUGGCGAGUUGAUAGGAUGGUGUUGAUGGCGGGGCUUAUAGUAAAUGAAACCAGACCAAACCAAUUCAAAUAAAUAAAGCCAACCUUUUAAGGUCAAUUUUUAAUUAUGGA
Messenger RNA from Annulohypoxylon maeteangense, 2683 nucleotides. RefSeq lists its product as uncharacterized. Gene Ontology annotation, biological process: regulation of DNA-templated transcription. NCBI's taxonomy places the organism in Eukaryota, Fungi, Ascomycota, Sordariomycetes, Xylariales, Hypoxylaceae. The transcript is spliced from 4 exons. Bases 213 to 2093 code for a protein of 626 amino acids. The record is from RefSeq and is a predicted model, not a curated record. Gene Ontology annotation, molecular function: transcription cis-regulatory region binding; DNA-binding transcription factor activity, RNA polymerase II-specific. Gene Ontology annotation, cellular component: nucleus.